GCGUAAGGCUGGAAAGAUGUGGUUGAUAAGCAAGAAUCAGUUCUUCAUUGUAUAUUUCCUUUUAUUAAAGCCAACAUGUUUCUCUACCAUUACAAUGGAUGUGCACUAUUGCGGAUUUGAACAAAAAUGCGCGGGAAACAGGACAGACGUAAAACUAAAAACUGACUCUUGUUGCGGACCUUGUGAAUGUGCGGAUAUAUGUAUAGAAAAGAACACUUGUUGCAAGGACAAGAAGCGGCUUGACGAUAAUAAACAUGUAAUGACUCAACAAUGCAUACCUGCUUCAUACAGUCAAGAAAGUAUCCAAGUAGACCGUAGCACUCCUUUCUAUUUUGCAAGAACGCGCUGUCCCGACGAGUUUAUAGACUUAAAUCUAAAGGAAAAAUGUGAAGGCAGAAAACCAAAGUCGUUAAAAGAAAUCACGUUGGUUUCUUCUGAAGACAGAUCAAUCAUUUAUAAGAAUAAAUUUUGCGGACUCUGCCAUGGUGACAAUAAAACAAAAGCAUGGGAAAUAGUGGCUCAUAAAAGUCCAAAUUGCCGUACAAUAACAUCAAAACAAAAUAUCAACUUAACUUUCAUUACGGAACAUAUACUCUCCUACUGCACUUUAACUUUCGUAAAACCAAGCGACGUAGACUUACGGAGUGUCAUGUGUUUCGACAAAUCGUUGGUUAUUAACCAUUGCAACCAAACUGGAGAGUGGGAGAUUUACGACAGUAAUCUGGAAAGCCUUUGUCUAAAUCCACCGGAGUCAGUUUACUACAUGGACAAGUCAGACAGCAACCCUGUGUUUGCCAAUCUGUAUUGUUUUCUAUGUAACAUGAAAGCAAGUCGUGUCCCUCAAAGGUGUUCAGGAAAUUACGGAAGAUUGCCUACUGAACCCUUGUUCACACUUAUUGAUUUAAAUCGGUGGACGGAGCCAGCUUCUCUUCAAGAAAAUAAAUGCAGGACAGAUCAAAUAUUGGAUACAUUUUUAGACCGUUGUAAGGACCUGUACUGCCCUAGGUUUGCCUUGCCUGUCAAUGGCCAGUGUAUACCUUUUCUAAACGUUGAGCAAUGUUACAUACUGAAUGUGAAACUGGUGCCGCUUCAAAGUAUAAAUAACUCAGAAUCUGUAAAGAAUGAAUUGAAGAAUAAACUUGUCCACGUUCAAAGAAAGCUUGGCUUUAAAGAAUGUGAAUCAUGUUUCCGCAGUGCAUAUCUGGCGAAAGACAACAAUAUACAUGCUUUACAAGAAAUGUAUAUACGAUAUGCUCUUGAGCAUACAGACAAAUGUAAGACAGAAAAUCUUUGGUCAAAACUAACUUUCAUUGAAAAACAUGGGACACACAUCAAACUAGUUUUGAACAAAAAAGAGAUUAACUUUGAUGUGCUCUGGGACAAUAAAACAUUAGUGAUCAAUGAUCACCUUGAAUUAAUAGAUACAUUUGGUUCACUCCGUGAAUGCCGACCUAUUCAACUGGAACGGGGGUCAACAUGUCCUAAAAUUCAACUUUCCAUGGUGGAGUAUGAGGCAGUCCUGAAGAACCAUUCUAAAGUACAUGAUCUUUGGUUUGUACCAAACAAAGGAGAUAAGAACGACACAAUUUCCGUCUGCCUUGACAGUUAUAUAUUGGAACACCAGACAGCAGGAGUCAAGCAAUAUGUCUCUGUUACAAAGACAAUCAUAGCGACUGCCGUUGCCAUGUUACUGUAUGAUACAUAAAUUCUAGUUACGAAAUAAUAUAUCUCAUCCAAUGAUUUGUCGUUGAAUAAAAUCAUUGUUUGGAGUACAGAUGCGAAGGAAUUAUAUCACGCGGGCGCAGCCCAAGUUAUAUAUUGAUACGCUUCUGAACGACAAUUAUAUAUUAUUUCGAUUCUAACACGUUACCAAGGAUUUUUUAGUAUAUCCUUGACAACGUACAUCAAAUAUUUGCCUGUUUUUUGUUGGUUUCUUUUCAAACGCGCCGCUAUGACGUAAUAAUUGUAACUCAGAAGAGUGAAUUGUUAUAAAAUAUCACACAACUUUCAGCCUUCUUUGUUGAAUUAGAAAAUGAAUCAAGUCGUGUAAGAAUGACAGUUUUAUUAUAGCUCUAUAGGCGAUCGAGGUCUCUUGUGAUAAAAAAAUUCUUUGCAAAUCAUUCAACCGCUAAAUAUGGUUGCCGUCUUGAAAAUGAACUUAAAGAAGCAGUUAGAUCAACGAUUUCAAUAAAUGUUUCAUUCACUGAAA
Messenger RNA from Mercenaria mercenaria, 2209 nucleotides. RefSeq lists its product as uncharacterized. Lineage: Eukaryota; Metazoa; Mollusca; Bivalvia; Venerida; Veneridae. Bases 17 to 1705 code for a protein of 562 amino acids. The record is from RefSeq and is a predicted model, not a curated record. The transcript is spliced from 3 exons.